AACAGUAUUACAAUGAAAUUGAUGAAUAUUUGCGUCGUAAGAAACGUUAGGGUAGCAGUUUACGUCUUCCUGGGUGCAGUCCCCAAAAGUCGGAGUAUGUCUUACGUUUACCUAGAGCCUUAUGUAGGAUUUUCGAAAGUCUCAGAGCGACGCAUGUGCACGUAUAAGAGAGACGUUUGUUUUUACAUUACUACUCCAAUCUUCUACGUGAAUGCCGCUCCCCACAUCGGACACUUGUAUUCUGCUGUGACAGCAGAUUACCUGCACAGAUACAAACGUAUGCGAGGGUGCAAAUCGAAGUUCUCGACGGGUACCGAUGAGCACGGUCUAAAAAUCCAGCAAGCAGCAGACGUUGCUGGGAAGGAACCGCGGAGAUUCUGCACAGAAGUGUCCGACACGUUCAGGCAUCUGUUUCAAAGGUGCAAUGUCUCUUACACGGACUACAUCAGGACCACCGAGAACCGACAUCGCCGCGCCGUGGAGCAUUUCUGGAAGGUGCUUCAGAACAAUGGCUUCAUCUACAAAGGCUGCUACGAAGGCUGGUACUCCACACAGGAUGAGAGCUUUCUCACGCCGUCACAGGUGGGCGACAGCACUGACAGUGCAGGGACAGCCAUCAAGAUAUCACUGGAGAGCGGUCAUAAGGUUGAGUGGAUGAAGGAGGACAAUUACAUGUUCUGUCUGUCUGCAUUCCGGUCUCCUCUGCAGCAAUGGCUGAAGGACAACCCCAAAGCGGUGCAGCCAGAGCGCUUCUACCGGGCAGUUCUGCAGUGGCUGCAGGAUGACCUUCCGGACCUCUCCGUGUCCCGUCAGAGGAGCCGUCUCCAGUGGGGCAUCCCUGUGCCAGGGGACCCAGACCACACCAUCUACGUGUGGCUGGAUGCUCUGGUCAACUACUUAACAGUGGCUGGAUACCCGGAGGGCCACUCUGAGUGGUGGGGUUCCGCUCAUCACUUGGUGGGCAAGGACAUACUUAAGUUCCACGCCAUCUAUUGGCCUGCGUUCCUCCUAGCAGCCGGGAUGCCCCUCCCACAGACCAUAUACGUGCACUCCCAUUGGACGGUCGACGGGCAGAAGAUGUCAAAGAGCCUGGGGAACGUGGUGGACCCUGCAGAGAGGUCAGAGAGAUUCACAGUAGACGGAAUUCGGUAUUUCCUCCUUCGGCAGGGGGUCCCCGACUCAGACUGUGACUAUUAUGACGAUAAGGUGGUCAAGCUGCUCAACAGUGAACUGGCUGACUCUCUGGGCGGGCUUCUGAAUCGCUGCACAGCCCCGUCCCUCAACCAUGCCCAAGUAUAUCCUCACUUCUGCAAGAAGUGCUUCCCCCGAGAGCCAGCAGGGGGCGACACAGACACAAGAGCCACACGGGAGGACUAUAAGAUGCUGGAGGAUGUGUCCAGGCUGCCGGGGGUGGUGGAGCAGCACUUUGAGAGCCUGCAGGCUUACAAGGCCCUGGAAGCCAUCGCAGGGUGUGUACGGCAAACUAAUGGAUUCAUCCAAAGACAUGCUCCAUGGAAGCUGGACCUCAGGGACCCCCAGAAUCAGCUCUGGCUUGACACCAUCUUGCACGUCUGUCUGGAGUGCCUGCGGCUCUACGGCACCCUCUUGCAGCCUGUGGUUCCUGCGACCGCCGACAAGCUCCUCUCCAGGCUGGGGGUGGGGCCUGAUGAGAGAGGCUGGGAGACGCUUCACUUCCUCAACCGUUACCAUGGGAAGAACUGCCCCUUCGAGGGCCGAAAAUUAGGUCCAGACACAGGGGUGCUGUUCAGCAGGCUAGAUAGGCCUGAUGCCAACCAAAGCAAACCCAAGAAAACUAAGAAAGACAAGUCUGUUAAACAAGAACAAUAA
This is a messenger RNA of Megalops cyprinoides (Indo-Pacific tarpon), 1848 nucleotides long. It is a transcript of the gene mars2, whose product is annotated as methionyl-tRNA synthetase 2, mitochondrial. Lineage: Eukaryota; Metazoa; Chordata; Actinopteri; Elopiformes; Megalopidae. The coding region runs from base 13 to 1848 and encodes 611 amino acids. The transcript has 3 exons. Gene Ontology annotation, molecular function: methionine-tRNA ligase activity; ATP binding. Gene Ontology annotation, biological process: methionyl-tRNA aminoacylation. The record is from RefSeq and is a predicted model, not a curated record.